GUCCCCUCCUGUCUGUCCCCUCUGUCCCCUCUCUGUCCCCACUCUGUCCCCUCUCGUCAGUCCCCUCUGUCCCCUCCUCCUUGACCCCUCUGUCUCCUCUCUCUGUCCCCUCCUGUCCGUCCCCUCUGUCCCCUCCGGUCUGUCCCCUCCCUGUCCCCUCCCUGUGUCCCCUCCCCGGCUCUCAGGAGCGCUGGGAUCCAGCCCUCGCACCCAGGCGAGAUAAAAUCCCGGGAUUUUGGGAUGCUGGGAGCAAAACCUUCUCUCUGGGGUCGCUGUCCCCCCGCGCCCGUAGAGGCUCCGCAGGACCCGGCGCAGGAUGGGAGGCGCCGCUGGAUUCAUCCACGCUUCCCUGGCCGUCGGCACCUUCCUGGUUUGGUGCCAAGCCCAGAGCGGCACGCGGAACUACGGGCCGGUGUUCGAGGAGCAGCCGUCCCACACGCUCUUCCCUGAGGGCUCUGCAGAAGAAAAGGUCACCCUGUCCUGCCGAGCUCGGGCCAAUCCUCCCGCUACCUACAGGUGGAAGAUGAACGGCACGGAGCUCAAGCUGGAGCCGGAUUCCCGCUACAGGCUGGUGGCCGGGGAUUUGGUGAUCAGCAACCCUGUGAAAGCCAAGGAUUCCGGCUCCUACCAGUGCGUGGCAUCCAAUUCCAGGGGCACCGUGGUGAGCAGGGAGGCCUCGCUCCGCUUUGGCUUUUUGCAGGAAUUCUCGGCGGAAGAGCGGGACCCCGUGAAGAUCACCGAGGGCUGGGGGGUGAUGUUCACCUGCAGCCCCCCGCCCCACUACCCAGGUUUAUCCUACCGGUGGCUCCUGAACGAAUUCCCCAAUUUUAUCCCGGCCGACGGGAGGCGUUUCAUCUCCCAGACCACGGGCAACCUUUACAUUGCCAAGACGGAGGCCUCGGACCUGGGCAACUACUCCUGCUUUGCCACGAGCCACAUCGACUUCAUCACCAAGAGCGUCUUCAGCAAGUUCUCCCGCCUCAGCCUGGCUGCAGAGGAUGCCAGGCAGUUCCCACCCAGCAUCAAGGCCAGGUUCCCCACGGACACCUACGCCCUGACCGGGCAGCUGGUGACCCUGGAGUGCUUCGCCUUUGGAAACCCCGUGCCCCGGAUCAAGUGGAGGAAGCUGGACGGGCCGCAGUCCUCCAAGUGGAUCGGCAGCGAGCCCCUGCUGCAGAUCCAGCACGCUGGAUUUGAGGAUGAGGGGACGUACGAGUGUGAGGCGGAAAACGCCAAAGGGAGGGACACCCACCAGGGCCGCAUCAUCAUCCACGCCCAGCCCGACUGGCUGGACGUGAUCUCGGACACGGAGGCCGACAUCGGGUCCGACCUGCGCUGGAGCUGCGUGGCCUCCGGCAAACCGCGGCCCACGGUGCGGUGGCUGCGGGAUGGGCAGCCCCUGACGUCCCAGAACCGCAUCGAAGUGAGCGGUGGAGAGCUGAGAUUUUCCAAGCUAGUCCUGGAGGACUCUGGCAUGUAUCAGUGUGUGGCUGAGAACAAGCAUGGCACAGUUUAUGCAAGUGCUGAAUUAACAGUGCAAGCUUUAGCUCCAGAUUUUAGACUAAACCCGGUGAAGCGCCUGAUCCCGGCAGCCCGGAGUGGGAAGGUCAUCAUCCCGUGCCAACCACGAGCAGCACCAAAAGCCACCGUGCUCUGGACCAAAGGGACAGAACUCCUGGUCAACAGCAGCAGGGUGACGAUUACGGCGGACGGGACCUUGAUCCUGCAGAACAUCAGCAAAUCCGAUGAGGGGAAAUACACCUGCUUUGCCGAGAACUUCAUGGGCAAAGCCAACAGCACUGGAAUCCUCUCUGUCCGAGAUGCCACCAAGAUCACGCUGGCACCAUCGAGCGCCGACAUCAACGUGGGUGAGAACCUCACCCUGCAGUGCCACGCGUCCCACGACCCCACCAUGGACCUCACCUUCACCUGGUCCCUGGAUGAUUUCCCCAUCGACUUCGACAAGUCCGAGGGGCACUACCGGCGAGCCAGCGCGAAGGAGGCCAUCGGGGACCUCAGCAUCUCCAACGCGCAGCUGCGGCACUCGGGCCGUUACACCUGCACGGCCCAGACCGUGGUGGACAGCGCCUCCGAGUCAGCCACGCUCACCGUCAGAGGACCUCCAGGCCCGCCCGGGGGGGUGGUGGUGAGGGACAUCGGUGACACCAGCGUCCAGCUGAGCUGGAGCCGCGGCUUCGACAACCACAGCCCCAUCGCCAGGUACCUCAUCGAGGCCCGGACCCUCCUGUCCAGCCAAUGGAAGCAGAUGCGCACCAAUCCCGUAAACAUCGAGGGCAACGCGGAGACGGCGCAGGUGGUGAACCUCAUCCCGUGGAUGGAUUACGAGUUCCGGGUCUUGGCCAGCAACAUCCUGGGAAUUGGGGAGCCCAGUCUGCCCUCCAGCAAAAUCCGGACCAAGGAAGCAGCACCGACGGUGGCACCGUCCGGGCUUGGCGGCGGCGGAGGGGCUCCCAACGAGCUCAUCAUCACCUGGACGCCCACGCUGCGGGACUACCAGAACGGGGAUGGCUUUGGGUACAUCGUGUCCUUCCGGAGGAAGGGCAGCCAGGCCUGGCUGAGGGCGCGGGUGCCGCACGCGGAGUCGCUGCACUUCGUGUACCGCAACGAGAGCAUCGCGCCCUACACCCCCUUCGAGGUGAAGAUCAAGGCCUACAACAGGAAAGGGGAGGGCCCCGAGAGCCUCACGGCCAUCGUGUACUCGGCAGAGGAAGAACCCAAAGGGGCUCCUUACAGGGUCAUCGCCAAGUCUGUCCUGUCCUCGGAGAUGGAUGUGUCCUGGGAGCCCGUGGAGCCAGGAGAAGUGACCGGAGUGCUUUUGGGAUACGAGAUCCGCUACUGGAAGGACGGGGACAAGGAGGAGGCGGCUGACAGAGUGAGGACGGCGGGGCUGGUGACAUCGGCUCAUGUCACUGGCCUGAACCCCAACACCAACUACCACGUGUCCGUGCGAGCCUACAACCGGGCAGGGACCGGCCCCCCCAGCCCCUCCACCAACGUCACCACCACGAGACCUCCACCAAAAAGGCCACCUGGGAACAUCUCCUGGACUUUUUCCGGCUCCACAGUCAGCAUCAAGUGGGACCCCGUGGUGGCCAAGGCAGACGAGUCGGCAGUGACGGGGUACAAGAUGCUCUACAGGCAGGAUUCCCACUCGGCCCCCACCCUGUACCUGGCCAGCAAGAGCCAGAUCGACAUCCCCAUCCCCGAGGAUUUCACCCACGCCUUUGUCCAGAUCCGGGUGACCGGACCCGGCGGGGAUGGGACGCCGGCAGAAGUUCACAUCCUUCGGAACAGCGGGACGAGCAUGAUGGUGGAGGACUCGGGGACGAGGCCAGCGCCACACGUCGUGGUCAUCGCCACCAACUCCCUGCUGAUGGUGGCCCUGAUCAGCUCCCUGGAGCUCUGACCGCGCCCCGGACGCGGCUCCGGACACGAUUCCUCCCGAUCCCGCGGGAACGAGGCGGCGUUCGGCAAAUCCCACUUGGGAGCGGGGCGGCACCGCGGGGAGAGGAUUGGACCACGUGGUUGGAAGGGAGGAAGAAAUUAAAAACAGCUUUUUUUUUGUCUUUUUGGUUUGGAGGGACAGAAGCUUUCGUACAAGACAUGGGUCUUUAACCGAUUAAAUGUUUUUUAAGGAAAAUGAGGAAAAGGAAGAAUUCUCCGGGAAUUCUGCAGCCAACUGCCCCACUCCCCCUCACUGUAUCCGUAGGUUUUCUGCCUUAUUGAAGCCAUGUAUGAGAUAACCAGACUGCUAAAUUUGACUUUUUUUUUAACUCUGUACAGUGAAUUCCAUGUGGGGACGGGGACUGAGGAGUUCAGGGACACCCAUCCCACCACAGCCAGCUCGGAGCAUCUGUGGGACGGGAUUGAUCCUUUUUUCCACAAAAAAAAAAAGCGCCAAAUCCUGCAGGAACCAACCCAAGGAGACAAAUCCUUGGGAGGAUCAAGCUCUGCCCCAGCCUGAAAAGCUUUUUUUACAACUCUGGUGUUCACUUGCCGCACCAGCCUGGUGCUUGUCUCAGCUGUGAGGUGCAAAUUCCGUGUUUUCCCAUAUCCCACCUGCUUUGGGGGUGGAUUUGUCACCCUGUUUGCCUCUUUCCUUUCUGUCUGGGGAGAAGAAUCCCUAAUUCAGGCACCUCUGCCUAAAAAUGGAGGUGUCAAUAAAUCCGAUUUCAGAGGAGCGAAGGACUUUUAAAAAAUGACAAAAUGAAAAGAGGAAUGGGAGGCUCCAGGAAGCCACCACUGGAACAACAAGGAAGAUUUGGACUCGGAUUCAUCGCCCUGCACUGAGAAUUCAUCCAGCCAAAAUCCCAGGCCGGGAUUGGGACUGCAAAGGCUGAGAUCCAGCCAGGAAGCGGCUCUGGAUUCCAGCUCCGAUGGCUGCCGGGCAUCCCAGGGAAGCACUGGGAUGCUGAGGAGCCCCCUCCCCUCCAGAGGCUGGGAAAAGCAGGAAUGCUGAGCUGAGCUCCCACAGGACUGGUUGGGAAUUGAUGUUGCCUGUUGAAAUCUCUGUCUCCCAGUAAAGCAGUUGACCAAAGUUAAUGAGAAUUGAUUGGUGUUGCCGCUGGUUCCAUCCCAGGGGUGGUUUUAGGGACUUUUCCCCGGCUCUGACUCCUCAAUCCCAGAGAAAACAGUGCCAGCCUGGACAAUCCCAAUCCCAGAAUUUCCUGGCUGAGCCCUGACGAGCAGUUUUCCCUUUAAACGCCAAUUCCUCAGUUCUUUUUAGCCCAGGUGGUGGCAGGGAAAUCCCUCUCCAGACAGGGCAGCUCAGGCUUUGCUAAGCCCUGUUUUGGGCAGUCCCUUCUGCCAUUCCGUUGAUCCAGGGUUGGGAGAGCCACGGGGAAGGAUCUGCACCUGCAAAUCCGGCAUUCAGACCUCGGGAAACGACAAAAAACUACUUUUGAAGCCCAGCCAGAGCCAGCAACGGGAGGAAAAGGCUUGGGAUCCUCCUUAAAACCUCUCGGAGCUUCCUAAAAUACAGCCCAGGGGUUAAAGGUGUGCAGAGACAGGGAGAGAACUGGAAUUCCUGGGAUUUGGAGGGAAGGAUGGA
Molecule: messenger RNA, 5071 nt
Organism: Poecile atricapillus (Black-capped chickadee)
Lineage: Eukaryota; Metazoa; Chordata; Aves; Passeriformes; Paridae
Gene: CNTN2
Product: contactin 2
Exons: 23
Coding region: 317-3427 (1036 amino acids)
Biological process (GO): brain development; cell-cell adhesion
Molecular function (GO): cell-cell adhesion mediator activity
Source: RefSeq, a predicted model, not a curated record